AUGCAAUUCCCAACUCUCGCUACUCUCCUCACCUUUGCCGUCAGCGCAACCGCCAUCACCGUCUCCUACGACGUCGGCUACGACGAUGCCAGCCGUUCCCUCGCCGUAGUUUCCUGCUCCGACGGAAGCAACGGACUCCUCACCAAGGGCUACUCUACCCAAGGUUCCCUCAGGAACUACCCCAACAUUGGUGGUGCAUCCACCAUCGCCGGCUGGAACGAUGCAAACUGUGGCAACUGCUACCAAUUGAGCUAUGGAGGAAGAAGCAUCAAUGUCCUUGCCAUUGAUCACGCUGCUGCGGGUUUCAACAUUGGUCAACAAGCUCUUAAUACUUUGACCGGGGGACAGGCAGUUGCUCUCGGAAGAAUCGAUGCUACUUACACUCAAGUCGAUAGAAGUGCUUGUGGAUUGUAG
This is a messenger RNA of Botrytis porri, 414 nucleotides long. RefSeq lists its product as uncharacterized. The coding region runs from base 1 to 414 and encodes 137 amino acids. Lineage: Eukaryota; Fungi; Ascomycota; Leotiomycetes; Helotiales; Sclerotiniaceae. The transcript has a single exon. The record is from RefSeq and is a predicted model, not a curated record.